Molecule: messenger RNA, 4326 nt
Organism: Manis javanica (Malayan pangolin)
Lineage: Eukaryota; Metazoa; Chordata; Mammalia; Pholidota; Manidae
Source: RefSeq, a predicted model, not a curated record
GGGAGAGUCAUGGCCUUGCAUGGUCGCCAGGCUGUUUCCUCCAGUGGCCCUUGGGCAUGUUGGGACUGCGGUAGUGGUUCCCGGAGAUGAAAACGUUUAAAGAGAAGACCUGGUAGGAAAGCAGCUUGAAAGAGUAGCCAAAGAAUCCUUAGGCAACAAAAAGCCCACCUUUAAGUGCUUCUAUUUUACUCUGUUCAAACCUCACCACAGCUUUGGCUGGCAAAGAUUAUUCUCAUUUUGUAGAAGAGAAAACCCAGGCCCACUGUGGCCAAGGAUUGUCCCAUGUCAGGUCACUCAGAGGGCUAAAAACUGUUUUCAGCUUAUGUGGAGAAGUUACUGUGGAAGCCACCUAUAAAUCCAUUUCCUGAAUUUAUGGAAAAGCCUGCAAAUGAUGGAAGUCAUUCAGAAGAACCAUUUCACCAUUUUCAGAGCAGACCAGAAAGGGAACAUUUGCCACAGCGUGGCAGUGAAUGUCAUCUUAGCUGUCAAAACCAGGACAUUCUAUAUGGAAAGACUGAAUUGGAAGCAACAUUUAAGGAAGCUGAGGUGGCAACCAGUUCUAUAGAGUUACUUUUGCCAUUAUUUAAGGACACCGUUGAAAAGAUUAAUUUUGAAAAUGCUAAUCUUUCUGCAUCCAAUUUGAGGACAUUUUCUAAACAGAAGGAAAUGUUAACAAAAGAAUUAGACACUUUUAAAUAUCUAAAACAAGCUUUAGAAAAUCUUCUUAGAGAAACAGAAUACCAACAAACAGAGGACAGUUCAUCCAGCGUGUUAGAGAAGCUAACUGAUAAUGAAAGUGAGAAUAUUAAUCUUAAGAAGAAGGUGUUUGAGAAGGAGGCCUAUAUCCAAGAACUGUCUUGUUUGUUUCAGAAUGAAAAGGCAAAUGCUUUGAAAGCAAACCGUUUUUCACAAUCAGUAAAAGUAGUGCAUGAACGACUACAGCUCCAAAUUCAAAAAAAAGAAGCAGAGAAUGAUAAAUUAAAAGAAUAUAUAAAGAGAUUAGAAAGCGAGAGAGCUGAAUGGAUCUUGCAAUUGAGAAAGAAUAAGGAUGAGGCUGUAGCAAUGAAAGAAUUAAAUAGGCAAAAAACUAUAGCUCUAAAAAAGGCAUCUAAAAUUUACAAACAAAGGCUUGAAUAUUUUACUGGAGACAUGGAAAAUCUUACUUCCCAAAUUAGAGAUCAGGAAGCCAAGUUGUCUGAAACAAUUUCAGCUUCCAAUGCCUGGAAAAGUCAUUAUGAGAAAAUUGUAAUAGAAAAAACUGAAUUGGAAGUUCAGAUUGAAACAAUGAAAAAGCAAAUCAUUAAUCUUUUGGAAGACCUGAAGAAAGUGGAAGACCAUGGAAAAAAUGCAUGUGAAGAAAUUCUUAGAAAAGUUUAUUCAACUGAAUAUGAAAAUGAAACUCUGAAUCUUGAAAAUACAAAGUUAAAGACUACACUUGCUGCUUUGAAGGAUGAGGUUAUUUCUGUUGAAAAUGAACUGCUAGAAUUGCAAGAAGUACAAAUACAACAGAAAACCCUUACUGAAGUGUAUAAAACUCAGAUAGAAGAGUUGCAAGAAGCAGCUGAAAUAGUGAAAAGUAGAUGUGAAAAUUUGCUACAUGAAAAUAACCUAAUAACAAAAAACAAAAAUAAAAAACUAGAGAAGAUGAGAGGCCAGAUGGAGUCUCAUCUGAAGGAGUUAGAAUGCGCCCAUGAUUCCUUGACGGCGGUGGAACGGAGGCUUCACGAGUGUCAGGAGAGUCUGCAGCACUACAAGGGGAAAUGUGCAGACCAGACACACACCAUUAGGGAGCUUCAGGGCCAGGUUGAUGGAAAUCACAAUCUUCUGAUGAAGCUUUCUUUGGAAGAGGAAAAUUAUCUUAUUCAGUUGAAGUGUGAAAACCUUAAACAAAAGUUAGAACAGAUGGAUGCAGAAAAUAAAGAGCUUGAAAAGAAGCUGGCAAACCAAGAAGAAUGUCUUAAGCAUAGCAAUCUUAAGUUUAAAGAGAAAUCUGCAGAAUAUACAGCAUUGGCCAGACAGCUGGAAGCUGCUUUGGAAGAAGGAAGACAAAAGGUUUCUGAAGAAAUAGAGAAAAUGUCAUCUAGAGAAAGGGCUUUGCAGACUAAAAUAUUAGAUCUGGAAACUGAGCUUAGGAAGAAAAAUGAAGAACAAAAUCAACUUGUUUGCAAAAUGAACAAUAAAGCACAACAUCAGGAAGUAUGUUUGAAAGAAAUACAACAUAGUCUUGAAAAGUCAGAGAAUCAGAAUGAGAGUAUUAAGAAUUAUUUACAGUUUCUUAAAACUUCUUAUGUAACAAUGUUUGGAUAAAUUGUCUUUAUUUGCUAUAGGCAAUAGGCUUUUACUAUGAGUAUAAAAAAUUAUUAGGUAAAAAACUGUUAUUUGUUAUAUUAAAUGAUUUAUGGGUGGUAGUAUUAGAGUUUUUAUGUAAAUACAUUCGAAACAAUUUUUUUAUACAAUUGAACUUUCAAAGAAGAUAGAUGUUAGUAUUCCAUAUUGCUGGAUAAUUUUCACUUAGCUCUGAUUUAAUUCCUGUUUAAGUUGUAUCAGUUUUUAGAGUAUUUUUCACACACCCACACCAAAGAAACCAGAUCCAUUCUUUAUGACUGUCUGUAAGCCACCAUUCAAGAGAAUUUAUAAUAAAUUUAGGCCAGUUAUGAGCCAAAUACAUGAUUUUUAAAUAAUGUUUAUAAUUGCUUUACACUUAUACAUACAUACAUAUAAUAUUUAAUAAAGGAAAAUAUUCUGCAUAUUAAUUUUUAAUAAUGGUAUAAUUACAUACCUUCUAAAGAUACCAAAUGUCUCAAUGUACUUAAUAUUGUUUCAGGUAUAUGCUCAGAUGCCAUUAUAAUUUCUGUGAGGUUUUAAAUAUAGAAUUUUAAGUCAUAGCUGUUAAAUACCAAGUGAUAGUAAUAGGUAAAAAAAAAAAAAAACAUGUUGGCGUGCAUUGUUUCUUUAUAAGGGCACCUUCCCAAUGACCCAACUGCUUAAAAGUAUUUUUCUUCAAAUAGCAAAAUAUAGUUAUUUCAGAAACUGGCCCCAAUUUUUGCUCAAUAAUUUCUAAGAAUAUUAGCAUUGUCUUUGUAAAAAAAUGAUAAUGCAUGUGGUACUAAAACAUAUGCUUGAUGCUUGUGGUCCUGUCUUGUCUCCUAUGGGAAAGGGAGCCUCAAGAAAUACUCACAUGAAAGGAAACUAAGGGUCUUGAGGGUUGCUCACUAGACCAUGAGCUCCUUAAGGACAAACCUGUAUUGUAUUCAUAUUUCUAUUUUAGCCAAACACAAUAUCUGGUAUAUAAUAGAUACUCAGUUGAUGUUUGUGGAUAGAUGGAUGGAUGUUGAAAGAGGCAGGUAUUCAUAUUUCUAUUCUAGAUAUAAAAAAAUGUAAGCAUAGGGGAAUUAACUACAGGGGCUAUUAUGUAAAACUCCUUAAGUUUUAAACUCAGCAUUUGAACUUAAGUCUCCUGAUUCUAUGAUGUAAGUUCUGUGUACAGUUUUGUUUUCUCGUUAAAAGCACAGGCAUAGGUGACACUGCUGUUAUUUACUGAGAACUUGCUUUCUGCCAGACAGAGUUCUGUGUGGGCACAUGUGCCUGAUGAGAUAGGUGCUGUUUAUCUCAUUUACUUUAAUUUGCCCAAGGCCACCCAGGUAGUAGGUGUCAGGCACCUAGAGUUUCUACUUUUAACUAUGACCAUACUACUUUUAUGUACAUUUCAUAAAUAAAGAUGAGUUUCUUUUGACACUUGUGCAUUUACCUCAUCUAUAAAUAUGUUCUUUUUUUAUAUUUUUUAUUUUUAAUAAAGUAAUUUGUGCAUAUAGCAUUUAAAAUCAGUACCUGCUCUGUGUAAGGUAGACUGGAAGGAAAUGACUACCACAAAGUCCCUAAGGUUUGGUACUCACAUGCUAGUGACACAGAACAACAAAGGAAAUUUGCCAGACCCUAGAACUUUUACCAUCUGUGUGCUUACUGUUCCCAUGUGAAGCUGAUGUGUGAAACACACUUAGUGUCAGGGGUGCCUGGAGUCAGUGCCCUGGGGUCCCUAAGCAGUGUCUCUGUCUGCAGCUUCCCAUCACCCAAGAAAGCCCUUGUCCCAGGGCACUAACAGUCUAGCAGAAUUUUGUCUUUAUCCCUGAUAGCAGGGCCUCAUGACUUUGUUAAGUUCUAAAAGUUUUCUUCCAUUAUUUGUGUGAUUAUUACCUUUUCACGUGUUCCUUUUCCUUGUUUUGUCUCCUGGGUCUGACUUUGCCCAAUUUGCCUUUUCCCUCAGUGUAUCCAUCACUGGGUUUCUUUUGAAGUAUUUCUUCCACCUGAUUUUUCUGACCACUAAUAUAG